Molecule: messenger RNA, 252 nt
Organism: Rotaria sp. Silwood1
Lineage: Eukaryota; Metazoa; Rotifera; Eurotatoria; Philodinida; Philodinidae
Source: the annotation of a GenBank genome assembly
AUGUACAGUUAUCCUGGUCACCAUCACGGAUAUCGUGGCGGUUUCGGCGGUCUAAGAGACUUUGAAAAUCAUGGAGGUAUCGGUGGUAGUGGAGGAUUUUGUGGUGUUGAUGAAAAUUUUAAUGGUCCUCCGUAUUAUGGUGUUCCUCCACGUUAUGGUGUCCUUGGCAGUUUUGAGGGUCGUGGAGGCCCUGGAAGUUAUGGAGGUUUUGGAAGUGGAUUUGGCACUACAUAUGGAUAUACUGGUAGUUGA